This is a messenger RNA of Durio zibethinus, 1536 nucleotides long. RefSeq names its product plasmodesmata-located protein 2-like. Gene Ontology annotation, biological process: transport of virus in multicellular host; plasmodesmata-mediated intercellular transport. Gene Ontology annotation, cellular component: plasmodesma. NCBI's taxonomy places the organism in Eukaryota, Viridiplantae, Streptophyta, Magnoliopsida, Malvales, Malvaceae. The record is from RefSeq and is a predicted model, not a curated record.
CCCUCUGUCGCACCUGUGCACAGCUUCAGAGGUAGGCCAUCCAAGAAAGCAAGGUAAAAAGCUCAAACACCAUAAAACCAAAACCAGAACCCAAACUCUUUUCUGAAGGGUGAAGCUGCAGAAACCAAACCAAAGGUAUAUCAAAAACUCAACCUUUUAAUUUAUGCUCAGUUUUAGCUAAAACCCACCAAGCCCCUACAGAUCCCCACUGAACUGCAAGGAAACUGCCAUGAUUUGAUCCAGCAAACCUACUCCAACAAAUGGGUUUUGGUUUUUCUUCAAAACCCUUCUUCAUUUUCCUCUGGUUUCUUGUCUUGUUUGCCAAUCUUAAACCUUCUCCACUAGUUGAAUCUGCUUCUGAUUAUACAACCCUGGUCUACAAAGGUUGUGCAAAGCAGGCUUUCACAGAUCCAGCUGGGAUAUACUCUCAGGCCCUGUCUGCCUUGUUUCAAACCUUGCUUUCACAGUCCAUGAAGGUAAGGUUUUUCAAGACAACAACAGGCACUGGUCAAACUACCAUUACGGGUCUUUUUCAAUGUAGGGGAGACCUCAGUAACAGUGAUUGUUACAACUGUGUCAGCCAGCUCCCGACUUUAACUGACAAACUUUGUGGCAAAACCGUAGCUUCAAGAAUCCAACUUUAUGGCUGCUACAUGUUGUAUGAAGUUGCUGGCUUUGCUCAAAUUUCUGGCAUGGAAAUGUUGUUCAAGACUUGUGGUGCUACAAAUGUUGCUGGAACUGGAUUUGAAGAGAGGAGGGAUACUGCCUUUUCAGUAUUGGAAAAUGGGGUGGUUAGCAGCCAUGGGUUUUAUACCACAAAUUACCAAUCUGUUUAUCUAUUGGGGCAAUGUGAAGGAGAUGUGGGAGAUUCAGAUUGUGGAGAUUGCAUAAAGAGUGCUGUUCAAAGAGCUCAGGUUGAAUGUGGGAGUUCCAUCUCAGGCCAAAUCUAUCUGCAUAAGUGCUUUAUUAGUUACAGUUAUUAUCCUAAUGGGGUUCCUAGAAGAUCUUCUUCUUCUUCUUAUUCACAUCCUUCUUCAUCUUCAUCAGGGACAGGGCAAAAUACUGGAAAGACAGUAGCUAUAAUAUUAGGAGGGGCAGCAGGAGUGGGAUUCCUUGUCAUAUUGUUGAUGUUUGCAAGGGGUGUGAUGAAGAAACAUGAUGAUCAUUGAAGGGGCCAGAGUUAAUUUAGAAGUGGAUUCAUUCCUUGUCUUGAAAUUUGAUAUGGGUUUUUUUUUUUGUGAGUGUAGUUGGUGAAGAAAGGGAGGCAGAUAAAAAGUGAGAAUUUACUGUUAUGGUUAGGUAAGAAUUUUGAGGGUUAGACAAGCAAUAGCCAUUGGGGAUGAAAAAUGUAAACAUUAAUUUUUUCAAAAAGUUGAAAAGAUGAUAUUACAAGGAACUAUAAGAGAAUUAAUGUAUUGUGAUCCUGAAUGAAUGAUAGAGGAGGAGAUUUUGAGCAAUGGGUUUUUGGCAAUUUGGCCAUAUGGGUGUUUUGUCUUCUUACUCUUCCAUUUUCUUCAUGUCUUUAUAUGCUUUUCA